Desarmillaria tabescens is the source of this 1038-nucleotide messenger RNA. RefSeq lists its product as uncharacterized. The transcript has 2 exons. The record is from RefSeq and is a predicted model, not a curated record. Lineage: Eukaryota; Fungi; Basidiomycota; Agaricomycetes; Agaricales; Physalacriaceae. The coding region runs from base 58 to 912 and encodes 284 amino acids.
ACGUCCCUCCACCGCAUGUUCGCCGAGUGGUCUGUAUAAGUGGAGGACCUCCACACAAUGCGCCCAAGUCCUACGUUGAUCUCCUUCAAAAUGGCCUCUACCUUUUCGUUCCCAGUCAUGAUGAUUAACCACGAAACCCCAGAUUUUGAUAAUCUUCUGGACAUGCCUCCUCCGGAAAAACAGCCCCAGUCGCGCGAUAAGCGGCAAAUAGGAACAAUAAAGAACGACAUUGGACGCACUGGCAAGCUCGCUCCGCGUAUUGAACAAUGCCACAGAGAAAUGAAGAAAGUUACGGGAAUGAUAUCAGACCGCCUGAAGGAGGCAAAUACCAAGGCGGCGGACGACCAGCGUCGUAUCGAAGAGCUGCAAUCGCUUCUCGCAGAAGCUAGAGGUGCUGCGGAACUGUCAAACAGUAGGGCGGGUGCUCAGGAAGACGAGAUCAGGGACCUGCGGCGUCAGCUAGAAGACCUUCAGCGAGAGCGCGCCCAGGAUUCUGUGACUCAGUUCCACCUCGCCCGAGUUGAACAACAGGCAGAUGGUUUAAGGGAGGAGAAAGAGAAGCAGGCUAGGGAGCUAGAAGCACUGCGAGCUGCGUUGGAGGAUUCUCGGAAGAAAGAAGUCAGCCGGUCCAGGCAGAUUGAAGACGCGCAAAAAUUGCACCGCAGGGCGACCCAUGACCGCACUCAGGUGCUGGAAAUUCUUGAAGCCAGACUCGAUGAGGCGAGAAGGGAGGUGCUGGAUAUCAGGAAGCAGAUGGAGGAGCUGUUGCUGGAGACGGAGAGCAGGAUUAGCGAGGCAGAGAACAGAGGUCGGCAACUACAGCUCAGAGAUCUUCGAGCUCUGUCGCCCAAGGCCAUGUGGGCGUUUCUUGGAUUCCAGCAGCCGCGCAUGUGGUGGAUGGGAUCAAAUUAAGCUGCCAGGCACUGUCGAUCGCGAAAGUUAUUUAUAUACGUUACGGUGGUAGUACAAUUCUCAUUACUUGUCUGUACUUGUUUCACUUUUUCCCGGAAUAUCUGGUAUGCUCGUCAUCGUCGGUUA